AUGGCAGACUAUAAGAACUAUUUAGCGGCGAGGAUACUAACGGAGGAUAAAGUGGUCACAUAUCGACUGCUCAGCCGAGCUGUCAAGGUCCAUGUCAACACCGCGAAGGAAAUGCUCUAUGAGUUCCAUAGUCAACAGAAUGCAAAGAAACCGGGAACCAUCCACGCAACCUAUAUUGUCAGCGGCACGAAACGAAAGGAGGAACCGGCCACACAUGCAGGCGUGAAGAAGGCUGGCGAGGAUGAAUAUAUGCAGAGCAGUCCUUUCAUGGGCAGUUCCAUGCCUCAGACGGAAGAUAAUACAGAGGAGUGUUCGGUACUAAGCAUAUGUCUGACCCGAGAGGAAGAUUUGGAGGGCUUGCUCGCUCAAUAUGAGCAGGUUACUUCAAUACAUAUUUAUAGUCUUGGGCCCCAUCCACUGAAGGACCUACAAAUACUGUCCGAUGUAACGCGUGAGAUUCAAGAGCUAUCCGCAAAUGAUGAUCCCCUCGAAUCUUCCGCAAAGUAUGGCACAAUAGUGAACCCACGAGCUCGACGACGAGCCGUGCGGAGACCACCUCCGGCCGCAGUACCAGUAAAACCCGAGCCUUCAAAGGCCAAACCCGCCGACCCAAAAACAGCUCCAGUUCCCAAAACCGAAGAACCAAAGGCACAGCCUUCAAGUGCCAAAGAAUUCUUUGGCAAAGCAAAAGAGAAGCCAAAACCAGGCAACGCCUCUAGCAAAGAAUCAACACCAAAACCCCCUCCAGCACUCAAACGCGACUCAUCCAACUUUUUUAAAGCUUUCGCCAAGGCGAAACCAAAAGAGGGAACAGACAGUUCAGCCGCAGCAUCCCCAGCUCUCAGCGCGGCAGAGGAUGAGCCGAUGAAAGAUGUAUCGGAUGACGAAGAGGAAACAUAUGUCCCACCACCGCAACCUUCGAAGGAGAUUGUGGAUAGUGAUCGAAAGAAGAGAAAAGAAAGAGAGGAGGCAUUGAGAAUGAUGAUGGAGGAUGACGAGGACGAGGAGCCGGUCGUUGCCGAGAAAGUAGAAGCCGUUGAAGAAGAGGAGCGCCCCAAAUCAAAAUCCGAGUCUGUCGAGGCGAAGGAGGAGCCUGUCGUAGCUGGUGAUGGAAGGAAGAGAGGGAAAAGACGGGUCAUGAAGAAAAAGGCUACUAAGAAUGCGGAGGGAUACUUAGUUACAAAGGAAGAGCUCGUAUGGGAAUCAUUCUCCGAGGAUGAACCUGUUGCACCGCCGAAGUUAAAGACGCAAACUUCCGCAACAGGAACAAAGGGGAAGAAACCAGCUGCGAAGGCGGGCCAGGGUAGUAUAAUGUCGUUCUUUGGGAAGAAAUGA
Messenger RNA from Venustampulla echinocandica, 1335 nucleotides. RefSeq lists its product as uncharacterized. Bases 1 to 1335 code for a protein of 444 amino acids. The transcript is spliced from 6 exons. Gene Ontology annotation, molecular function: DNA-directed DNA polymerase activity. The record is from RefSeq and is a predicted model, not a curated record. Gene Ontology annotation, cellular component: delta DNA polymerase complex; nucleus. Gene Ontology annotation, biological process: DNA synthesis involved in UV-damage excision repair; DNA strand elongation involved in DNA replication; DNA replication. NCBI's taxonomy places the organism in Eukaryota, Fungi, Ascomycota, Leotiomycetes, Helotiales, Pleuroascaceae.